AUGAGACGAGGUGGUGUGCAGUUAUCAGCGAAAUGGUCUGGGUCUAAAAGUACAAAACCCAACUGUUCUCACACCGAAGGGAACAGUUUCGUCGCCUGGGACGUCAUUGUCUACAGUUUGAUCAUGGAGGUGGAAAGAUCAAAUUUAUUAGCAUUUGCUAAAAUGUCUGUGCGUGAUGUUAUUCAAAGUAUGGAAAGAAAGCAGGACCUUAUUCUUGAUGAAAAACAGCAGCUAAAAAAUCAAGUUACCUUUAGCGUCAAUAGACUUUUGCUGCUCAUCGAACACUGUUUGUGCCACGGGUUGCGCAAGGACAUCUCAAGUGGGAUGGAGAUGUUUGGAAGUCCCACGGACACCAACAAAACCUCUAUUUUACGUCGUGCCAAAGAACAAGUACUUUCCACGACCAGUUCCCUGUUCACACAAAUUUGUCCGGACCCUUGGCCAGUACUGGUACACUUGAGCCGGUGUAUAUCUGGAUCAGGCGAUCUUAGUGAUACAAUACAGUCUAUGUCAGAGAUUCGCACUGGGUUAGGUCGAUCGCGCGUUUGGAUACGUCAAGCACUCAUGCAAAAGAGACUCAGUACUUACUUUCAACAUUUGGUCGACCCGCAUUGUGAGCUUCCAGGUUCCAUCUCACCUCCCAUUCAUUCGCCCCCGUUUGUACACAUCGAACAGGGUGAGAAACGUAGUUGUGCGACCAACAUUCGUGUAUCACACACCGCAUUCUACCAUCCGGGAGCUAUGAUGCUGAGUGAUGAGGGAAUCGUCUUUGCUGGUCUCCUUGUUGGGUUGUCCUCCCUGGACUUCUGCUUCGUGUUGAAGGACAAUCUGAGUGAGAUGGAUGGCGCAUUACAACCGAUUCCCUAUCAUGUCUACGUGCAAUGUGACGUCGACCGUUUGGAACGGUUCAUCAAUAAGGAUAAUCUCUUCCCUGCCGUCGAUUUGUCCUCAGUGAUUGAUCAGAAGAAUUUUCUGGAAGAACUCAAUAGAAAGCUUCAGAACCAAGUGGAACAGCAUAUUGUCGAGCAGCGGAAUCAGCACGAUCGGUUGCAAGAACUGACUUCAGUUAUGGACAUGUUGAGAUUGGAAAACCGAGGUCUCAAGAUCGCUGUUAGUGAACUAAAGCGUCAGUCUUUUGUGGAUUCCGCAGUUGGAUCACCAGGCGUUACACCGGACAGUUCAGUUUCGAGUAAGGACUCGGAUAUUUCUCCAGAAAUUACGUGUAUCAAGAACAAUGCAGCCGCCACUCCAUCCAAUGAAACAGAACUUAAUCGCCUACAGCGUCAGCUGGAAGAAAAGACAAUGUUACUGGAUUCGCUGCGCACGGAGCUGAGUGAAAGCCAGUCUCGGAUAGCUUCCGUUUGUCGUCAGUUAACCCACUCACAAACUCUAUUGGAACAAAAACAAUUGCUUAUUCGACAACUGGAGGGGAAAACAAAAGGGAUGAGUACGAUUAUGGAUCAGAUGCACGAACGAUUAGCCGUUAUGGGCACCGAUAAAGUCGCAACCGAACGCACUUUGAAUCAAAUGAAACUGCAACUGUCCGAUCUGCGAUCGCGCUGUUCCCAACAACAGGCUGACCUGGAAUCACAGCAAUCAAUAUCUGCCGACCUCGAAUCUCGGCUGAACGAACAAACUGCAGAAGUUAAUCGUUUGCAGCCAAAGGUUGUCGAACUGGGCGAAUGUCUUUCUACGAUUGGACACCUUCGAGAAGAGCUUGCCUACUGGAAGAAUUUGUGCCACGAGCAAGAGGGCAGUUUGUCUGAGAUGGCAGCUAUUGUGACCUCAAGCAAAUUGGAAGCAGAUCAGUUGCGUGAAUCCCAUACGGCACUCAAAGAAGCCCAAUGGACAGAUGACGCAUGCGCACCAAGCUGUUCUAAGUGCCAAGCACCGUUUAAUGUCAGCCGACGGCGGCACCACUGUCGAAACUGCGGCCUGAUUUUCUGCUAUGCGUGCUCCGCACAGACCAUGUCUUUGCCCAGCGCUGCCAAACCAGUCCGCGUGUGUGAUGCAUGCCACGCAUUGUUACUGCACCGGUACGCGGAGAAAUCCUGA
Messenger RNA from Opisthorchis viverrini, 2055 nucleotides. RefSeq lists its product as hypothetical. Gene Ontology annotation, molecular function: metal ion binding. Bases 1 to 2055 code for a protein of 684 amino acids. The transcript has 11 exons. NCBI's taxonomy places the organism in Eukaryota, Metazoa, Platyhelminthes, Trematoda, Opisthorchiida, Opisthorchiidae. The record is from RefSeq and is a predicted model, not a curated record.